UCAACACAAGAAGCAGUACGAGAAGAGCUGUCAAAAUAGCUACAAGUGUCAUAUUGGUUAAAUUUUGUUAAAUAAAUUUAUUUAAAUUUGAAAAGUAUACAUUUUAAAAUAACUUGCCAUUAUGUCUCAUAAUCAGUAUGGAGGUUACCCCGGAUCCUACCCCCAAUCUCAACCGAGUGUCCCACCAGAAAUUCAACAAUGGUUUAACGCAGUCGACCGAGACAGAUCAGGAAAAAUAACCGCGAAGGAAUUACAAUCCGCUUUGGUUAAUGGAAAAGGCCAAAAUUUUUCUGAUAAUGCUUGCCAGCUUAUGAUUGGUAUGUUUGAUUUGGACAAGACGGGUACAAUAGAUAUAUAUGAAUUUGAAAAAUUAUAUGCUUAUAUAAAUCAGUGGCUGACUGUUUUUAAAACUUAUGAUCGGGACCAUUCGGGACACAUAGAAAAAGAAGAAUUGAGCCAAGCACUUACCCAAAUGGGAUUUCGAUUUUCGGACCAAUUCAUAACAUUCCUAGUUAACAAGAGUGACGUACAGAACCACAAAGAGGUUUCCGUUGACCAGUUCAUUGUCAUGUGUGUACAAAUACAGAGGUUCACAGAAGCAUUCAGACAACGAGAUUCCCAACAAACAGGAACCAUAACAAUAGCUUUCGAAGAUUUUCUCAAUGUUGCUUUAAGUUGUUCUAUUUAAAAAAAAAUCAUUGUUAACAAUAAAGAUUUAAAAAUUUUCAUAAGUAUUAAAUAAAUUUCACACACAUUUUUGUGUAUUAAAAGGGUUUUUAUUAUCAAUUAGUUAAUAAAAUAACUACUAAAAUUGUAAAUGAAAUUUGUAUUGUAUAUAUAAAAUUGAAAUACCUACAUUUUGUAUGCAGAUGUUAUAACUGAUUGUAAGUGAACCAAUUAUUGUAAGGAAUAUGGGACGCCAUAUUUUCACUCAUUUUUUUUACACUUUAACUAUAAUGUAACAGAAAUUAUAGUGUUAUU
Molecule: messenger RNA, 981 nt
Organism: Ctenocephalides felis (cat flea)
Lineage: Eukaryota; Metazoa; Arthropoda; Insecta; Siphonaptera; Pulicidae
Product: peflin-like
Exons: 5
Coding region: 122-688 (188 amino acids)
Biological process (GO): COPII vesicle coat assembly
Molecular function (GO): calcium ion binding
Source: RefSeq, a predicted model, not a curated record